Messenger RNA from Phaethon lepturus (White-tailed tropicbird), 5619 nucleotides. RefSeq names its product CAP-GLY domain containing linker protein 1 (gene CLIP1). The record is from RefSeq and is a predicted model, not a curated record. Gene Ontology annotation, molecular function: microtubule plus-end binding. Gene Ontology annotation, biological process: cytoplasmic microtubule organization; positive regulation of microtubule polymerization. The transcript has 19 exons. The annotation marks the transcript as partial. Gene Ontology annotation, cellular component: cytoplasm; nucleus; microtubule plus-end. NCBI's taxonomy places the organism in Eukaryota, Metazoa, Chordata, Aves, Phaethontiformes, Phaethontidae.
AUGAGUAUGUUAAAACCAAGUGGACUUAAGGCUCCUUCGAAGACCAUCAAGCAUGGGAGUACACUGCUGAAAACACCUGCAUCUGUUGCAGCUGCUCCAGCAGAAAAAGCUUCCAGUGAAAAGACCUCAAGCUCAACCACUGCAGACGCACAUGAAGAGUUUGUGGAUGAUUUCAGAGUUGGGGAGCGUGUUUGGGUCAAUGGAAAUAAACCUGGCUUUAUUCAGUUCCUUGGCGAAACACAGUUUGCUCCAGGACAGUGGGCAGGGAUUGUUCUAGAUGAACCAAUUGGUAAGAAUGAUGGCUCUGUGGCUGGAGUUCGCUAUUUCCAGUGUGAACCCUUGAGGGGAAUAUUUACAAGACCAUCAAAAUUGACAAGAAAAGUGCUGACGGAAGAUGAAGCCAACGGUACGCAGACAGCUCAUGCUUCUAGAACUACGUCACCAACUUCCACGUCAGCUGCUAGCAUGGUGUCUUCAUCCACUGCUGCACUUCCUCCUUCAGGAAUUCCACAGAAAACUUCACCACUUGCUGCUAAGGAACAUUCAACUCCUUCUCACAUUAGCAAUCUUUCAAAAACUGCAAGUGAAUCUGUAUCAAAUCUUUCUGAAGCUGGAUCACUAAAGAAAGGAGAAAGGGAGCUCAAAAUUGGCGACCGAGUUCUGGUUGGUGGAACAAAAGCUGGAGUUGUGCGUUUCUUGGGAGAAACAGACUUUGCUAAAGGGGAAUGGUGUGGAGUAGAACUGGAUGAACCUCUGGGGAAGAAUGAUGGAGCUGUUGCUGGAACAAGGUAUUUUCAGUGUCAGCCAAAAUACGGUUUGUUUGCUCCAGUCCACAAAGUUACGAAGAUUGGAUUCCCAUCAACCACACCAGCGAAAGCAAAGACAACUGUGCGAAAAGUGGUUGCGAAUCCCACGGCGCUGAAACGUAGUCCAAGUGCAUCUUCCCUGAGCUCGCUCAGUUCUGUGGCAUCUUCAGUAAGCAGCAAGCCAAGCCGUACAGGACUAUUGACAGAAACAUCCUCCCGGUAUGCAAGAAAAAUUUCUGGUACCACAGCCCUCCAGGAGGCACUGAAGGAGAAGCAGCAACAUAUUGAACAGCUCCUGGCAGAAAGGGACCUGGAGAGGGCAGAAGUUGCAAAAGCAACCAGUCACGUAGGGGAAAUAGAGCAGGAAUUAGCACUUGUUCGCGAUGGACAUGAUCGGCAUGUACUGGAGAUGGAAGCAAAAAUGGACCAGCUACGAGCUAUGGUGGAGGCUGCUGAUAGGGAGAAAGUGGAGCUUCUCAAUCAGCUUGAAGAAGAGAAAAGGAAAGUUGAAGACCUUCAGUUCCGUGUGGAGGAAGAAUCCAUUACCAAAGGAGACCUAGAGCGAAAGAGGCAGAUUUCGGAAGACCCAGAAAAUACGCAGACCAAACUGGAGCAUGCCCGCAUUAAGGAGCUUGAACAGAGCCUGCUCUUUGAAAAGACCAAAGCUGACAAACUCCAGAGGGAGUUAGAAGACACUAGGGUGGCCACGGUAUCAGAAAAAUCUCGCAUCAUGGAACUAGAAAGAGAUCUAGCGUUGCGGGUGAAGGAAGUAGCUGAGCUUCGAGGGAGAUUAGAGUCUAGUAAACACAUUGAUGAUGUGGACACUUCUCUUUCAUUGUUACAAGAAAUAAGUUCUUUGCAAGAAAGAAUGGCAGCAGUUAGCAAAGAACAUCAGAAUGAGAUGAAUUCACUGAAAGAGAAGUUUGGAAUUAGUGAAGAAGCAUUGCAGAAAGAGAUCAAAUCACUUUCAGCUUCAAAUGAGAGAAUAGCAAAGGAAAAUGAAUCCUUGAAAACUAAGCUUGAUCACGCCAACAAGGAGAAUUCCGAUGUAAUAGAGCUGUGGAAGUCGAAGCUGGAAUCUGCAAUUGCCUCCCAUCAGCAAGCAAUGGAAGAACUAAAAGUUUCUUUCAGCAAAGGUGUAGGAGCUCAGACCGCAGAAUUUGCAGAGUUGAAGACUCAGAUUGAGAAGAUCAAAUUAGACUAUGAAAAUGAAAUGUCAAAUUUAAAACUGAAGCAGGAAAAUGAAAAAUCUCAUCAUUUAAAAGAGAUUGAAUCACUGAAAGCAAAACUGUUGGCAGUCACAGAGGAGAAAGAGCAAAACCUGGAAAGCCUGAAGACCAAACUGGAAAGUGUGGAAGAUCAGCAUCUAGUAGAAAUGGAAGACACUUUAAACAAAUUGCAGGAAGCUGAAAUAAAGGUAAAGGAGCUAGAGGUACUGCAAGCCAAGUACAGUGAACAAACCAAAGUUAUUGAUAGUCUUACACCACAGAUCAAAGCUGCUGAAGAAAAGCUUUUGGACCUUGCUGCACUUCAGAAAGCCAAUUCUGAAGGUAAAUUGGAAAUCCAGAAACUUAGCGAGCAGCUUGAGGCAGCUGAGAAACAAAUUCAGAAUUUAGAGACUGAAAAGAUUUGUGGAAGUAGCAAGGCUAGUAAUCUGGCCAAAGAACUGCAGGGCAAAGAGCAAAAGCUUCUUGACCUUGAGAAAAACUUGAGUGCAGUAAAUCAAGUUAAAGAUUCUUUGGAAAAGGAACUUCAAGUUUUGAAAGAAAAGUUUACUAGUGCAGCUGAUGAAGCAGAAAAUGUUCAACAAACUAUGCAAGAAACAAUAAAAAAACUAAACCAAAAAGAAGAGCAGUUUGCACUCAUGUCUUCAGAACUGGAACAGCUGAAGUCUAGUUUGACUGUGAUGGAGAAGAAGUUGAAGGACCGAGAAGAGAGAGAACAGCAACUGACCGAAGCUAAAGCCAAACUUGAAAAUGAUAUUGCAGAGAUCAUGAAGUCUUCAGGAGAUAGCUCUGCCCAGCUUACAAAAAUGAAUGAUGAGCUCCGGUUAAAAGAAAGGCAGUUGGAGCAAAUACAACUUGAGCUUACAAAAGCAAAUGAAAAGGCUGUUCAGCUUCAGAAAAAUGUGGAGCAGACAACAGAGAAAGCUGAGCAGAGUCAGCAAGAAACUCUCAAGAUUCAUCAAGCAGAACUGAAAAAUAUGCAGGAUCAACUAACAGACAUGAAAAAGCAAAUUGAGACAAGCCAAAAUCAGUAUAAGGAUCUUCAGGCAAAGUACGAAAAAGAAACUUCUGACAUGAUGACUAAACAUGACGCAGAUAUCAAAGGGUUUAAGCAGAACUUGCUGGAUGCAGAAGAGGCACUGAAAAUUGCACAGAAGAAAAACGAUGAGUUAGAAACACAGGCUGAGGAGCUGAAAAAGCAAGCAGAACAGGCCAAAUCCUUAAGUUCUGUGUUAGCAUCAGCCAGAAAAGAGAUUGAACUAAUGUCAGACAAGAUGAGGGGUUUGAUAUCAGAAAAAGAGACUCUGGCACUGGAGGGGAAUACUUUAAAAUUAGAGAGAGGUUCCUUGUUAUCAAAACUUCUAGAACUGGAAUCAAAGAUUUCGUUAAUGCAACAAGACCAAGAAGAACUUUGGACAAUAAAUGAAGAACUUAAUUCAGAAAAUAAAAAAAUCAUGAAGCAGAAGGAAGAAGCUGAGGCCAAAAGCCAGCAGGAAAAGACGGCACGGGCAGAACUUCUGAAGAUAACUCAGGAAAAUGAUGCUCUCCGGUCUUCAGAGUCGACCUUGCUCCAACAGUUGAAAGAACUUCAGGCCAACAAAGAUGCCAUGGAUAUGGUAUGUCAGAAACGUAUCAAAGAAUGGGAAGAACUGGAGCAUUAUCAGAAGAAACUUUUGGAAGAGAAAGAUGCAGUUGUUAAAGACAAAGAUGAUGUUAUUCAGAAGCUGGAAAGCUCUUGUGAGGCCCUGGUGAGAGAUCAAAGAGAGCUACUGCACAAAGUGUCAACUCUGACUGCAGAGAGAGAUUCAGCCCUAGGUGAACACUCAGAUCUUAAAAAUACACAUACAGCCUUAAAAAAUGAACUGGACGGUCUAUUGCAGACAAGUCGGAAUCUGCAGUGCGAGAAGGAGAUGCUCCUUAAAAGCAUAGAAGAGCUGCGUGUGAGUUUAGACAACACGGUUAGUGAAAACCAAGCAUUAAAAGUGAGAACGGAAGAGAUGCAAACAGAACUUGAGACUGAACGUAAAGAACUUAAAAAAGUGAUGAAAGACAAUAUGGAGUUGAAGGAUUCCCUUGCUAAUCUCUCUCGUCUUCUCGAGGAAAUUAAAGCCUCAAGAGAGAUAUCAAAUUCUGAAUGUAUUCAGUUACUUCAAGAGAAAGAGGCUCUUUCUUCAUCAGAACAAAGGCUUUUGGCUGAGAGGGAGGAAAUUUUAAAUGAAAAUAAGGCAAUUGCUGAAAAGCAUGCUAAAGCCACAGCAGAUGCCAUACUUGCGGAGAAAGUCUUUACUGAGAAAAUAGAUGAACUGAACUUAGAAAAGGAAUCUGUUUUUUGUAAGUUGUUGCAAUUGGAAAAGGACAAUGAAGCUCUCCUUCAAGAGAAGAAUGAAUUGGAGAACAAAUACUCAGAGCUUCGUGAUGAAAACAAGUCUUCUGCAAAUGUGAUUUCUGAUAUGAAGAGAGAACAUGAACUGGAUGUCUCAGCCAAGAGAGCUCUGGCCCAAGAGAAUACCAUGCUCCAAGAUUCCAUUGAAGCCCUCAAGGAAGAACUAAGUAAGAAGACUUUAGAAAAUCAAGAGCUAAUAGCCUGUAAAUGUGACCUUUCAGAUCUUCUGAAAGAGGCCCAGGAUGCCAGAAGGACAUUAGAAAAAGAACUGGCUGCCGUAUCACACGCCAAGGAGGUCUUGUCAUCUUCAUUCAAGACCUGUUCCUCUGAUAGGGAAAUGCUGACCAGAGAGAGGACUGAAUUGCAAGAUAAGUGUCAGAAAUUAAAUGGAGAGGUUGAGAUUAUGAAAAAAGACUUAACCGUAGAAAAGGAAGCUAGAAAACUGGACAAGGAAUCAUUUUUGUUGGAACAUGUGGAACUUCAAAGCAACAUCAGCUUCUUAGAGAAGGAGAUAGAAGAGCUGAAAGAGAAAAAUAAAGAACUGCUGACUGAGAAAGAACUUCUCGUUCAGGAGAAAGAAAAAUCUGAAACUAAACUGGUGGAAACAAUUAAAGAAAAAGAAACCCUCUGUGCAGAGACAGAGCAGCUCGCUUCCAGUAUCGAACGACUGAAGAGUGACUUUAUUUCCUUGUCUAAAUCAAAAGCAGAGCUCCAGGAUUUUCACAGCUGUGUCUCCGAGAGGCUAGAUGAUCUUCGACACAGGCAUGAGGUGAUGGAGAAGGAGAGAAUACAGUUGCUUCAGGAAAAUGGCAGCUUGCUUGCUGAAUGGAAGAGUCUGGCCAUCGUUAAGGAAGAAAUACUAAAAGAGAAAGAGAGAUUCUCCAAGGACUAUGACAAACUGCACGAGGAAGUAGCACUUUUAGAACAAACGAAUAGUGACCUCUCAGGCAAAUUGCUGGUGUCUCAGGGCAAAAAUCAGAUGCUGCAGGAGGAGAUGAACAAUCUGGCUUUGAAACUAAAAGAAAUUGAGACUCUCCAGGCCCAAACAGUAGCACAAAAAAUUGAGGCUGCCAAAAUGGCAGAAGACGUUUUCCAGACUGUGGAGAAGGUGACCAAAGAGAAGGAUGCCAUUCACAAAGAAAAGAUUGAAACUUUGGCCUCUUUGGAGAACUCUAGACAGACAAACGAGAAGCUACAGAAUGAA